UUUAAGAAAGAUUUAUAUGUCGGCUCUGUACAAGAAAACGAAGACGAAGGUACUAUGGUGCAAGGUCUGCAUGGGAUCUACGCCACAGACUUAGACACAGACGCAAACUCAGUCAACAGUUAUAAAAUACUUCCUGGAAACGGUGAGGACAAAUUUGAAGCAGUUACUGAAGAACUGAGUGGAGUUAAAUUCUUAAAUAUUCGAACGAAAGUGAAGUUAGACCGCGAGGAGUCUUCGUUUUAUGUCUUGACAGUGGAAGCCUCAGACGGAGGGAAGCCAACACCAAGAGCGAUCACGCAAAUACGAAUUAAUAUCGAGGAUACGAACGAUUGUUCUCCUCAAUUUACAUCAUCAGAAUAUCGGGUUUCUGUUCUUUCCACUACCCCUGUUUCAACAGAAAUACUCAAAGUUCACGCUCAAGAUCAGGACUCAGAACAAAACUCUAAAAUCUAUUAUUUCUUUAAAAAAUUUCUAACCAAAACACACAAUGAUGAUUCCUUUACCCUUGACCCACAUACUGGAAUCGUACGCGUGGCAAGAAGCUUAGAUUUUACUGCGGGAAAUUUGAUUCAAAUGACAAUCGUUGCUCAAGAUCGAGGAAACCCCACUAAACGCACAGAAACUGUGGUUAAAAUUGAACUGUUUAAAGGGCUUUCGCAACCUUUGGAGGUACCUACUGGAAGCCAAGAACCGCGCUUUGCAAAGCAGUCAUAUUUAGUAAGAAUUUGCGAAGACUUGCCAGUCAACUCCCAUAUCUUACACCCAGUUGUUGUCCAUUUAGCAAGGUUGAAGCCCAAGUUUACAGUUUUAUCCCCUCAAGAAAUUCCUUUUGAAGUGGACGCUAAUAGCGGUUUCCUGUACUUAGUGAAAAGCUUGGAUUUUGAAUCGAGACAAAGAUACGAAUUUAAGCUGCUCUUAACUGCAUCUGAGACAGGUGAGGCGAAUGUGACAGUCUUAAUAGAUGAUGCUGAUGAGAAUUUCAAUGCUCCUGUGUUUGAGAAAGGAAACAUAGCAAUGGAAUUUCAAAGGAACUGGAAAUUGUCGCACUUUGUUACAAAGGUUAAAGCAACUGACCCAGACGAAGGUUUGGAUGGUCAACUUAAUUAUCGCAUUGAUGAUGGAGACGGAGUUAGAAGAUUUUAUAUAGAUGAGAGAGAGCGUAUUUUCUCUGUGCCUGGAUUGAAUUGGGAAGGAGUUGAACAACUUGGGUUGGUUAUUGAAGCUCGAGACAACGCGACGCGAUGGAGAAGCGGGAAGCAGUUUGUGUUGAUCUCUGUGGUAGGUGAGCAAGACUGUAACCCCAUGUUUGAGAGAGUUGUCUAUCACGGCAAUGUUCGCGAGCAUCUACGUUCCACGCGAACGUUCGUGGCUGUCACGAAGGCACGGCUGUGUCAGGACAGGAAAGUGCAGUAUUUGAUUACUGAGGGGAAUUCAAGAAAUAGCUUUGAGAUAGAUCAAUGUUCGG
Messenger RNA from Paramuricea clavata, 1465 nucleotides. The record is from the annotation of a GenBank genome assembly. NCBI's taxonomy places the organism in Eukaryota, Metazoa, Cnidaria, Anthozoa, Malacalcyonacea, Plexauridae.